GGCUGAUCGCCUUGGAAAUGGCCAAGAUUCACACCAUCCACACCAACGGCAGCCUGCCCAAGCCCACCCUGUGGCACAAGAUGCACACUUACUUCACCCUCGUGAAGAACGAGAUCAGCCCCAGCCUUUCCGCAGACGUCCCCACGCUGGAGGUGCUGGAGCGGGAGCUGGCCUGGCUGAAGGAGCACCUGUCCCAGCUGGGCUCCCCUGUGGUGUUUUGUCACAACGACCUGCUCUGCAAGAACAUCAUCUACGACAGCACUAAAGGUCACGUACGGUUCAUUGACUAUGAAUAUGCCGGCUACAACUACCAGGCUUUUGACAUUGGCAACCAUUUCAAUGAGUUUGCAGGUGUGAAUGAAGUUGAUUACUGCCUCUACCCUGGGAGGGAGACCCAGCUACAGUGGCUGCGCUACUACCUGCAGGCACAGAAGGGGAUGGCCGUGACCUCCAGCGAGGUGCAGCGGCUCUACGUGCAGGUCAACAAGUUUGCCCUGAGGGAGUGGAGUCCCCAAAUGCCACCUGGUGACCUCGCCUCCUGUGCUGGGGAGACCCCACCGUACGCAGUGAUCCGAUUCAACCAGUACUUCAAAGUGAAGCCUCAGGUGUCCGCCUUGGAGAUGCCAAAGUGA
This is a messenger RNA of Myotis lucifugus (little brown bat), 632 nucleotides long. It is a transcript of the gene ETNK2, whose product is annotated as ethanolamine kinase 2. The record is from RefSeq and is a predicted model, not a curated record. Gene Ontology annotation, molecular function: ethanolamine kinase activity. The transcript is spliced from 6 exons. Gene Ontology annotation, cellular component: cytoplasm. The coding region runs from base 18 to 632 and encodes 204 amino acids. Gene Ontology annotation, biological process: phosphatidylethanolamine biosynthetic process. NCBI's taxonomy places the organism in Eukaryota, Metazoa, Chordata, Mammalia, Chiroptera, Vespertilionidae.